Molecule: messenger RNA, 557 nt
Organism: Paraglomus occultum
Lineage: Eukaryota; Fungi; Glomeromycota; Glomeromycetes; Paraglomerales; Paraglomeraceae
Source: the annotation of a GenBank genome assembly
UUCUUAAAUGCCUUGCUAGGAAUAAGCCGCUUCAAAUUUGGCAUACCGAAACUGACUCAAAACAUGAAGAGAGUCAUGUUAACCGAGUGACUGAUGAGGAUAUCCAGUCAGUGGUCAUCGAACUAGCCUCGCCAAAUGUGGCAAACACGUAUAUAACUUGUCCUGCACAGCUCAACCGCGCACUUGGGAUUAAGCUACCGAUCCUCGUUCUUAUAGUAAAGAAUGUCAAGAAGUACUUUACUUUCGAGGUACAAAUAUUGGAUGAUAAGGGCAUCAAACGACGUUUUCGCGCUUCAAACUUUCAGUCUGUUACAAGAGUCAAACCCUAUAUUUGCACUAUGCCCAUGCGUUUAGAUGAAGGGUGGAAUCAAAUUCAGUUCAACUUGGCCGAUUAUACCCGUAAAGCGUAUAGCACUAACUACGUGGAGACUUUGCGAGUGCAGAUACAUGCCAAUUGUAGGUUGCGACGAAUAUACUUUGCAGAUAGAAUAUAUGCAGAAGAUGAACUACCGCCAGAGAUGAAGCUCUGGUUACCAGUAGACAGACAAGCAUCAUAA